Messenger RNA from Pimephales promelas (fathead minnow), 3423 nucleotides. RefSeq names its product dynein assembly factor with WD repeats 1 (gene daw1). NCBI's taxonomy places the organism in Eukaryota, Metazoa, Chordata, Actinopteri, Cypriniformes, Leuciscidae. The record is from RefSeq and is a predicted model, not a curated record. Gene Ontology annotation, molecular function: protein binding.
CGUCACCAUAGUAACGGUGUACAGGCUUCAGUGUCGCGAUGAGACUGAAACGGCUACACAUACGAUACUACCCACCAGGAAUAUUCCUGGACUAUGAGAAAGGGGGGGAGCUAAGGACGAAAUCCAUCGAUCUGUUAAACUUGACACCAGAGACUGAUGUGAAUGAGCUGCUGUCAGACAUCCGAGCCGCAGAGCCUCUCAUCACCUCAUCCUGUGUUGAGCAGGUGAAGGUCCUGAUCUGCAAACUACAGGAGAAAGUCGGCCAAAAGGAUGAACGCAAGUUCUACCUUUUCAGGGCACUACAGGCUCACAUUUUGCCCCUGACGAAUGUAGCCUUCAAUAAAUCAGGAUCGAGUUUUAUAACCGGAAGCUAUGACAGAACUUGUAAAAUAUGGGACACCUCAUCCGGAGAGGAGCUGCACACUUUGGAGGGUCACAGGAACGUUGUGUAUGCCAUCGCCUUCAACAACCCUUAUGGAGACAGGGUUGCCACAGGCUCCUUUGACAAGACCUGCAAACUGUGGAGUGCUGAAACGGGGAAGUGUUUCUACACAUUUAGAGGGCACACCGCAGAAAUCGUGUGCCUGGCCUUUAACCCACAGAGUACCCUGGUUGCUACGGGCAGCAUGGACACCACGGCUAAAUUAUGGGAUGUUGAGAGCGGGAAAGAGGUGUCCACAUUGGCUGGUCACUUCGCCGAGAUCAUCUCUCUCUCCUUCAACACAACGGGCGAUCGGUUGGUCACAGGGUCGUUUGACCACACUGCCAUUCUGUGGGACGUUCAGUCCGGCAGGAAAGUUCAUGUUCUCACAGGUCACCGUGGCGAGAUCAGUUGUGUUCAGUUCAACUGGGACUGUUCCCUCAUCGCCACGGCCUCUCUGGAUAAAACAUGCAAGGUGUGGGGCGCAGACAACGGUCAGUGUUUGGCUACUCUCUUAGGUCAUAAUGAUGAGGUGUUGGAUGUGUGUUUUAACUACACUGGUCAAUUGAUCGCUACGGCCUCUGCUGAUGGUACAUCAAGAGUGUUCAGCGCUGUAACGUUCCAGAGUUUAUGUCAAUUAGAGGGUCAUAAUGGAGAGAUAUCAAAGGUGUGUUUUAAUCCGCAGGGGAGCCGUGUUUUGACGGCGAGCGUGGAUAAGACGGCUCGCGUGUGGUGCGUGAACACAGGAGUGUGUUUGCAGGUGCUGGAGGGACAUUCUGAUGAGAUCUUCUCCUGCGCUUUCAACUAUGAGGGAGACACCAUCAUUACAGGCAGUAAAGACAACACCUGCAGGAUCUGGCACUGAGACGGCGGCUGAACGCGGAUGUUACAGUAUUCUUUCCUUCACCUCUUUGGAUUAACAUAUUGUGUGUCAUCUUGUCUAAUAUUCUCUAAUAUUCUAAUAUUAGAGAAUAUUUUAAUAUCUAAUAUUUUCUGUUACUACGCAGGCCCCUAAAGAGAUGUGGUGGUGGAAACAUUUUUGGAUGGGAGAAAAAACCUGUUGUGAGCUCGGACAACAAACAAUUCCCGUUCAAUGUCCCGCUAGUAGACAGCUCCGUACGUUAUCAUCGGAGUGUUUCAUAGUGUUUGUACUUGGACUCAAAUAUAAAGAAAUGCGGUCAGUGCUUAACUCAAGGAGUUCAGUUUAGUUGGCAAUAUAUUCACAGAUUCGAACUUCACCUAUUUCCAAUCGAGCUACAACCCAGUUUUCCUGAAAAUAAGCUUUAUAAUAUAAAUUGACCAUCUGCAAAGUCCAAAACCCACAUUUUAUAUUAAAUAACGUCACUGUAACACUGUACUGUCACCAAAUUCAGUUCACGUAUCACUGCUUUCCUGCUUGUCAUACUACAACAUAAAAAUGCACAAUUUCUAUGAUUAUUUAUUAUGAAACCAAAUCAAUAACUUUACACUGUUAUUAGAAAGAAAUAUUCAAUAACUUCACACUGUUGUACAAAUUCUUAAGCAAUUAUCAUGCAAAAGCUAACAAGUAUGUUGGCUGGGUAUCAACACCCUUUGUGUAAAGAAUAGAUCUACUUAUUUUGUAUGUGCUAUUACUUGCCAAAUUAAGUGUUGAAGUAUGAACAGUAGGAGACCAUUGAUGUGUAAACUUGUGAAUUUGGUGAGGUGACACUAUAGUUUGUAAUAUAUGUAAACUGAAUUUGGUGAGGUGACACUAUAGUUUGUAAUAUUAAAGUUAAUGAGAUCCAUUUCAUUAACUUUCAUUAACUCAGCCGAGAUCCAUUUAUAUCAUAAAGCUGGGUUGUACAGUAGCUCCUUGUCUAUGUUGCUAUGAUUGGAAAUAGGUGUCAUUUGUAUUUUAACAUUGAGAUCUGUGAAUAUAUUGCCAACUUCUCACUGACCACAUUUCUUUAUAUUUGAGUGCAAGUUCAAACACUUUGAAGCACUACAAUGUUAACGUACGGAGCUGUCUGAAACACACCAGUGGGAGAUUAAACAGGAAGUGCAACAGGUUUUGCGAGGGAAUGUAAAGUUUCUCUGGGAAACACAAAAGUUUUGCAAGAGAACACAAAAAUCUCAAAUUUUUUCUCACCACCAUGUCCCUUUAUGCUAUGGACCCCAUGCGUGGAUAUAUUGUGGCCACAAUUCAUUCCUUGGUUUUAUUAAUUAGUUUCCCCGUUGUAUUUUUGUUAACAAUUUGUUCCCUCGUUUUACUAUACCGUGGCCACUUAGUAAUGUGUUCUCUUGUUGUAUAGUUCAAAUUAUCAAAUUCUUAAUUCGUGGGAGCUAAUUCUUAUCCGUGGGCAUGAUAUCUAGGAAUUUAUGUUUGUCUGCACGCGGUCAUUCUUUAAAAACAAAACAAAAAAUGCUCACACAAAUGCUUUAUGGAGAAUCUUGUGUGUAAGUGCACACUUGUCAACAUAUUUUUGUUUAUAUCAAGUCAGUUUUUUAAUUUUAAGACUUGCUAUGUUACAUUGAAAUAAUUUUCUGGUGUAUUUAACCUGGAAUAUCUUCUCUUUAGCAUGCAAGUCUAUUUUUGAGUUUGUGUAUGUAUGGACUUUAUUCACAAACGUGUGGCUCUUUUCAAAUAAAGACUGUCGACGUCAAACUCACUCUACGCAAAUUUUAUUUUGAAAAGAUAAAUACAUUCAGGUAUACCGUGACAGACUGGAUACAGUUGUGUGCCUUCAACGCCGACAUUAAAACACGUUACUAUUAUGUUACUAUGCGGAGAAAACCAAAAUGCCACCAGAUUUCACAUUUACACGUCAACUUUUACGUGACAGAACUGUACUUGCACUUUAAAUAUACUCUUUUAUGUUUAUCCUCAAAAUGUUUACAGUAUUGGUGCUGUAAUCCUGUCCGUCUGCCUGUCUUUGCAAUCGUAAAACCGAAAACGUAAAUUUCCAUUUGCAGCCCGAAGGUACAAUAGCUCACAAUCUAGACUAUUUACAUCUAACCAAAAUAAAAUCUCUUAAAUAACA